AUGUAUAAUUGCAUUCUCAAAGGAAAUCAUUUGGUUUGGAAUACUGAAUUUGCAGAAGCUAAAAAGUAUUUAGAUCCAUUAGCAAAGAGCAUUCCCCGAAUGGCCUAUGAAUUGGCUAUUAUUCCAAUUUUGGGAAGUGUUCUUUCAGGUGAUACUUCUCUGAGAGAUGAAAGUCUCAAAGCCAUUGAAGCAGCUGAACAUUCUCUUUAUCUUUUCAACAAACAUUCGGCAACAAACUUGACGAAUCUCAUUCAAGAAUUAGAAAGAAUGGACGAAGAGUUAUAUUCCAACAAUGAAAAUUAUUACAAUUUCAACGAGAAGGAUCAUAAAAACUUUUGCCAACUGAAAGAAUUGACAAUUGAUCAGAAAAUUAAUAAUUUAAAAUUGGAUCAUGAAAUUCUUGAUGGUGAAUUACAUUUAAUGAGAGGAGUUGUGCAGUUUAGUAGUGGAUCUUAUUUUAAAGGGUUUUACAAUUUGAGAAAAUCAUAUUUGAAAUUCAAACAUGUUUACAAUAUUGUGGAACCUUUGAAAAGUUAUGAAAAGAGUUCGAAUGAGUUUAUUCAUAGUGAUGUUUUGCAUAAUGUAUAUUUUGGAAUGGGAAUUUUCAAUUUCAUGUUGUCAAUUCUACCACCCAUGUUAACUUCCAUUUUGAGUAUGAUUGGAUUUGAUGCAGAUAGAGAUCAUGGUUUGGAAUUAAUGAAAUUUGAUCAUGAAUAUGGUGGAAGACAGUUUGGAGUUGCCUCCUUCAUGUUAUCAAUGAAUUAUCUGUUCAUUCCAAGAGCAUUGGAAGAUCGUGAAACUAAACUUGCCAUUGCAGGUGGAUUAUUAGAGAAAUCAGAAAAGAUCUUCCCUAGAAGUGGUGGAUUUAAAAUGAUGAAAUCUCACUAUGAAAGAAAGAAGGGAGACAUUUCGAAUGCCAUUACCAGUUUGAGUGAGGCCAUUACAAUUUGUGAAGAAUCGAUGGGUUUUAUGCCAAACAUCCUCGUACAUGAAUUAAGCUGGUGUUACUUUUUGACUGAGGAUUUUGAAAAGGCAUCACAUUAUUUGAAUAUAUUAGUGAGCUCUGAAAAGGAUUUUGAUACGAAAGGAAUUUCGGCCAUGUUGCUGGCUGCUUGUAAAUUAAGACUCGGAGAUAUUGAGGGAACUAACAAAUUGAUUGAUAGUUUUGGAAAAUAUGUUUCAAAGGGAUCAAGAAUUGACAAAUUUGCUGCUGAAAAGGUUGAAGUUUUCAAAUAUUUAAAAACAGAAAAGGAAAAACAUUUAAUGAUGUUCAUGUCAGUCUUCCACUUUUUAUAUGUCAAGAGAGAUUUAGCCAAUUUGCAAAUAGACAUUGCUGAGCCAUUGUACGAAUUAUUUAUCAAGACUUCAAAUGAAAUUGUCAUUGAUAACCAUUCCAAAUUGGGAAAUGAUAUUCAAGCUGGAUUGGCAGUUGUGAGAGGUCAAUUUUUGAGAUUACUUGGAAAACAUGAGGAAAGUAAGGAGGAAUUUAAAAAGGCAGUUUCCUAUGAGCACCACAUUGUGUUGGAAAAACAGUGGAUUGCCUUUUCGUAUUAUGAAAUUGGAGAAUCAAUUUACUUAUUCGAAUCUAAACAAGUCCCUGCAGAAAAGAAGGAAGAAAAACUUGCCCUUCUGAAGGAUGUCAAACACUACUUGGAGAAAUGUAGCAAGAUGAGUGGAUAUUCAUUUGAGGAAGUUUUACAUUCCAGAGCCAAACUAGCUCUCAAACAAGUCAAUAAGGAAAUAUCAGAAUUAUCUCAUCAUUAA
Naegleria gruberi is the source of this 1764-nucleotide messenger RNA. RefSeq lists its product as uncharacterized. Lineage: Eukaryota; Heterolobosea; Eutetramitea; Acrasida; Naegleriidae. The transcript has 4 exons. The record is from RefSeq and is a predicted model, not a curated record. The coding region runs from base 1 to 1764 and encodes 587 amino acids. Gene Ontology annotation, molecular function: protein binding.